Molecule: messenger RNA, 819 nt
Organism: Porites evermanni
Lineage: Eukaryota; Metazoa; Cnidaria; Anthozoa; Scleractinia; Poritidae
Source: the annotation of a GenBank genome assembly
AUGCAGAGUUGUUUUUGCAUCAACAGCACUUGGAAUGGGUGUCAACCUCCAAGGAAUACGCCACGUGAUACAUUAUGGUCCACUUGCCAAGUCGAUGACUUUGUCCAGGAAAUUGGAAGGGCAGGACGUGAUGGUAAACCGGCAAGAUCUUUAUUAUUAUUUCAUGGCCUUCACUUGAAGAAGUGUGAACCUAUCAUGAAGGAGUAUGCAAAAACUGAAAACAAAUGUUUGCGCAAGUUGUUGCUGAGCGAAUUUGAAGCCACAUCAAUGGACAGUAAAGAGGCACAUGACUGUUGUGUUGUUUGUCAUUCAAAAUGUCAAUGUGUUGGACAAGGGUGCCAAGUUGAUCUGCUUAAAGUAAUAACAGAGGAAGCCCCAAAAAAAUUAAAACAGAAGAAAACAAGAAAUGUUGACCCCACUCAAAAAGAAGAGUUAAGGGAACUCUUUGACGACUAUCAGGCAGAACUGAAAAAAUGGUGCCGUGGCAAAGUUUUGUCCUCUGAAAGCAAAACAGGAUUUUCAAAUUCACUGACCAACUCAGUUUUAAAAACUUGCAAGUACAUUUUUUCUGUAGAUGAUGUCAUUGAUCUAAACCCAGUGUUUUCAAAGCAUCAUGCCUAUGACAUCUUGCACAUGAUCAGGGAUGUUUUUGAAGAUUUUGAAGUGAAUGAACCAAGUGACUUGGAGAACCAAGAAUUUUUUCCUUAUGAUGCUGAUUUGGAAUAUGGAGGAAUUUAUGAAGAAUCGGGAAGCACCGGUGAGGAAGACUCUAUGGCUCCUGACAGCUCUGAGCUGUCAGGAGUUGUGGAGCUCGACUAA